Rosa rugosa (rugosa rose) is the source of this 3650-nucleotide messenger RNA. Its product is annotated as probable disease resistance protein At4g27220. Gene Ontology annotation, molecular function: ADP binding; protein binding. The transcript has 3 exons. The record is from RefSeq and is a predicted model, not a curated record. Gene Ontology annotation, biological process: signal transduction. Bases 231 to 3512 code for a protein of 1093 amino acids. NCBI's taxonomy places the organism in Eukaryota, Viridiplantae, Streptophyta, Magnoliopsida, Rosales, Rosaceae.
UAGAGACAUAGUGUAGGUUGGCUGAGCAAGUCAAAGACAUGCUAAAAUGUCUCGAGUCUGCAAAAUUCUACUCUCUAUCUAACCUCUUUCUGGUGAUCUGCUCCUAAAGCAUCUAACUAUUCAGCUAUUAUUGGAUUUUUUUGGUUUGGUUUCUGCAGUUUCUGCUUUCCUUCAUAUAGUUCCUCACUUGCCUGUUCUUGAGACCUUGUUUUCCUUUUUUGUGGUUUUCAAUGGCCUCAAGCUCCCACACAGCCCCUGCACCGCUUCCUUCAUCAGUUCGUUGUUGGAAGUAUGAUGUGUUUCUGAGUUUUAGGGGUGUAGAUACUCGGAAGGGUAUUACAUUUGAAUUAUAUGAUCGUCUGCAGAACAAAAGAGGAAUUAAAACAUUCAUCGAUGACAAAGACCUGCCACCAGGGGCUGAUAUUUCUCCCACUCUCCUAACAACAAUUGAAGAAUCAAGGUUAGCAAUUGUUGUUUUCUCCCAAAACUAUGCUUCUUCUAUUUGGUGUUUGGAGGAACUUGCAAAGAUUUGUCAAUGCAUGAAAGACGAAAACAGAAUUCUUCCACUUUUCUAUCAUGUCGAACCUACUGAUGUUCGAUAUCAGAAAAGGAGUUUCGAAGAAGCUUUCACCAAGCAUGAAAACUCUAACCGACACGGAUCAGAGAAGGUGCAGGAGUGGAGAGAUGCUUUAGCACAAGUGGCAAAUUUUUCCGGGUGGCAUACAAAAAAUUAUAAGACUGAAAGAGAACUUGCCGAUGCCAUUGUGGACUUUGUGUGCAGUAUAGUACAACCAGUUGGAAUCAUCAUGGGAGAUUUUGAAGCAUUUGAAGCAACAAGGGAAGCCAUGGACAAGGUUAUGAAAGCGCUAAAAGAUGAUGAGGUCUCAACUGUCGGGGUCUAUGGAAUGGGAGGCGUUGGCAAGACAACCAUGGUAAAACAUGUUGGUGAUCAAGCUCGCAAAAAUGGGAUUUUUCAUCAUGUGAUUAUGGCUGUCAUGUCCCAAAGCCCUGACUUGACGGAAAUUCAGCACACAUUGGCAGAGUUGCUGGGGAUCGAUUUACAAGGGAAGUCACAAAGUGGAAGAGCCUCUAGAUUGAACAAAGAGAUAAUGAGAAAAAAUAAAAUCCUUAUAAUCUUGGAUGACAUUUGGGAGAGAAUAGAAUUGUCAAGCAUAGGGAUUCCCAGCUACAAGGAACUUCAAAUAUGCAAUUCCAAAGUCCUACUCACAACAAGGAUACAGAAUGUUUGUCAUGCCAUGGAGUGCCAAGAAAAGAUCACCCUUAAUGUCCUCUCGGAAGAGGAUUCUUGGACCUUAUUUAUGAGAAAAGCAAGAAGGUCUUUCGAAACGACCAUUUUCAGGGAUAUAGCGAGGAAGGUAGCUAGAGAAUGUUGCGGUCUACCAAUUGCAUUGAUAGCAGUUGCAAGGGCACUUGGAGAUAAAGACCUGCGAGAAUGGAAAAAGGCAGCUCAAAGACUAAACAACUCGCAAACUGCCAACCUUGACGAUAAGGGAGAUGCAUCCCAAUGUAUAAAGUUAAGCUACGAUUACUUGAAAGAUGAGGAUUGCAAGUCAUGCUUCUUGGUUUGUGGCCUAUUUCCUGAAGACUAUGACAUCCCAAUAGAAGACUUGUUUAGGUAUGCAAUCGGGAAAGGUGUGUUUCGAGAUGCUGACACAAUUGAAGAAGCUAGAGAAACACUACAUAUGGUGGUCACAUACCUUAAGAAUUCAAGCUUGCUUUUAGAUAGUGGCAAAGAACUAUGUGUAAGGAUGCAUGAUGUCAUUCGGGAUACAACCAUGAAAAUUGCACUAUCUGAAGAUGGUCAUGGGUUUUUUGUAAAAGCUGGCUGCGGUUUGGAGGAUGAGGAUUGGCCUCGUCAAUUACAAGAAGGCUACUCUGCGGUCUCACUAAUGGGGAAUGACAUCCGCACACUACCAGAAGAGUUGGUAUGUCCAAAACUCCAGGUUUUAUUACUACAAGAUAAUUGCCAUAUAGAAAAGUUCCCAGAGGCCUUCUUUCAAAGUUCCAAUGAACUAAGGGUCUUAAAUCUUAGCAACACUUGCAUUUUAUUACUACCCCAAUCAUUCAGUCUUCUAGCCAACCUCCAAGUUUUGCAUUUAGAUGAUCUGAAGAUCAUAACUGACAUUUCCAUGCUUGGAAAACUGAAAAAACUUGAGAUCCUUAGCAUGAGAGAAUCACACAUUGGGGAAUUUCCAAAAGAAAUAGGAGAUUUAACCAAUCUAAGGAUGUUGGAUUUGACUGGUGGACAUAUUGUCACAAUUCCAUCAAAAGUUUUUUCAAAGUUGCAUAAACUAGAAGAACUGUACAUGCAAUGUGGGUUUUGGGACUGGGGGAGUGAAGUUGAGGGAGGAGGAGGAGAAACCAAUGCUGGCUUUGAUGAGUUGACUAGCUUGCCAUAUUUAAGAUUUUUGAAGGUUUGGAUCUCCCAUGCAAAUUGUAUCCCUAAAAAUGUUGAACUCAACCCGAAUUGGGUUGAGUUUGAUAUAUGUAUUGGAAGAGAUGACGAGACGGUGGUCUCUCAAUAUUGUUAUAAUUCAGUAUGCUUGACACUUGACACAGCCAUCAGCACAUUACCGGAUUGGUUUGUCUUCGUGGUAAUAAACAAAGCAGAGAAGCUAGAGUGGGUAGAGUGCAAAGGGUUGAUUGAUUUUUUUGUGGAAUAUGAGCAUAGGAGGUUAGAUAGAUUGAAGUAUCUCUCUAUAAUUGGUUGCGAUGAGAACUUGAAAGAGUUGAUGAACACAACAACAUGGGUUCCGAAAGAACCUGUGUUUCAGAACUUGGAAGACUUGCAUCUCAGUCGAGUAGAUUUCAUGAAAGAGUUAUGUCUUGGUGAUUUACCACAAGGGUCUCUAUUCAGUCUCAAGUUACUUGAGGUUGACUCUUGUUAUAACUGGGGGAACAUACUUUUACCAUCAAAAUUGUUGCAGAGAGUACCAAAUCUGGAAACUCUAAUUUGUAAUGAUGUUGAUGGAAUGGAAUAUGUAUUUGGAUGCGAAGGAUUUGAGCCGGAAAAAUCAAAAUUGAUAGACUUGUCAUUGAGGAGUUUAGAUGCAGUAAGAAGCAUAUGUAAUGGUCCUGCUCCACCUGCAAUGUUCCAGACUCUUAAAGUUGUGUCCAUUGAACAAUGCAGCUUUGUAGGAAGUCUUUUCUCUUAUGAGGCAGCUCAGUGUCUGUAUCAAUUGGAAGACCUUUCAGUUGGCAGUUGCCCUCUUUUGGAAAGAGUGAUUGAAGCAAACAAGGAAACAAUGAACAAGAAGAAGACCGUUUUUCCAAAAUUGAAGAACUUAGUUUUGAUGAGACUUCCUAUGUUGUACAGUGGAAGUGCUACUAUUGAUUUUGAGUGUCCUUUACUGGAAUGCUUGUAUUUGAAGGACUGCUCCCAGUUUUUAUCUUCAACCUCUGCUUCUGACUUCCACAGUAGGAAAAAUGUCCAGUUCAAUGAUGAGCAACACUACCUGUCUCUACGGGAGAGAAUGUGGGGAGACAAAUAAUAUAAAGAAGAAAAGCUGAUGCGCGGAGAAGAAGCAGGAGGAGAUCUUCAAUGGCCCAGAAGAGGAUACCUCAAUUGGCUAUUAAAUGUAUAGUUCUUCAACAAUGUGUAAAUGUGUUGCUUCAUUCUAUUGGCACAA